Messenger RNA from Cyanistes caeruleus (blue tit), 2730 nucleotides. NCBI's taxonomy places the organism in Eukaryota, Metazoa, Chordata, Aves, Passeriformes, Paridae. The record is from RefSeq and is a predicted model, not a curated record.
CUCUCCUCUGCGUGCUGAAGCCAGGGGAGCUGGCUUAGCCCCGCAGCCCCCGGCCCUGCCCCAUCCCACCCUGUGCUGCCACCCCGGGGGUGCGGGAAGUAUCCCAGCAGAGCCGGUAACAUCCCCCGGCACUUUCCGGUGUCACACCGCGCACAAGACGACGAUCAAUCGCUCUGCCGGUAGGUGUGUCGGGGGAUGCCCACUGGCUGCUCAGCCUCUGCUCCAAGUGUCUCCUUUCUUCUCACUUCUACACCCUGCCAUUAGCCAAGCUCCUGCUGCCGGGGCCCGGUGGGCACUCAGCCGGAGCCAGCGGCAUCGGGGAAGGUUUCAUCCUGUAAAUGGGUUCCCUGUCAUGUUCAAUCAUCAUCAGCGCUGGAGACGCUGCUCGCCGCUUGCCCUGCUGCCCCACCGAGCCUUGCAGAGGGAGCCAGCCUGUCUCCUUGGGAGUGCAGAUGCUGUCAUCCAUGGGUGCCAGCAAUGGCCUUCUGGCAUGGUGCUGACCUGAGAUCAGGGGGAUGGACAUGGGGACCCGUUGCUGGGCAGGUGGGUGGCACUCAGGGUGGCUCACGGCCGGCUUUUCCCCCAGGAACCUGCUGGACAUGGACACUUUCUCCAAAUCCGACCCAGUGGUGGUCCUCUAUGUGCAGGUCUCGGGGAGCAGCGAGUGGAAGGAGUUCGGACGCACCGAGGUGAUCGACAACACCCUGAACCCCGACUUUGUCCGCAAGUUUGUCCUCGACUACUACUUCGAGGAGAAGCAAAACCUCCGCUUUGAUGUCUACAACGUGGACUCCAAGAGCUGCUCUGCAUUAAAGCAGAAGGACUUCCUGGGUCAGGCAUUUGUGGCACUGGGAGAGGUGAUUGGGUCCCAGCGGGGACGCCUGGAGAGACCCCUAACGGGUGUCCCAGGGAAGCGGUGUGGGACCAUCCUGCUGCUGGCCGAGGAGCUGAGCAACUGCCGGGACAUCGUCACGAUGCAGCUGUGCGCCAACAAGCUGGAUAAGAAGGACUUUUUUGGAAAAUCCGAUCCUUUCCUCGUCUUCUAUCGUAGCAAUGAGGAUGGCACCUUUACAAUCUGCCAUAAGACAGAGGUGGUGAAGAACACACUCAACCCGGUGUGGCAGCCCUUCACCAUCCCUGUGCGCGCCCUCUGCAACGGCGACUAUGACCGGACAGUGAAGAUAGAUGUGUACGACUGGGACCGGGAUGGGAGCCACGACUUCAUUGGGGAAUUUGCCACCAGCUACCGGGAGCUCUCUCGAGCACAGAGUCAGUUCACAGUGUAUGAGGUGCUGAAUCCCAGAAAGAAAUGCAAGAAGAAGAAAUAUGUGAAUUCUGGCACCGUGACGCUGCUCUCCUUCUCCGUUGAGUCUGAGUUCACCUUCGUUGACUACAUACGGGGCGGGACACAGCUGAAUUUCACUGUUGCCAUUGACUUCACGGCCUCCAAUGGGUUGCCAUCACAGCCCACCUCGCUGCACUACGUGAGCCCCUACCAGCUGAGCGCCUAUGCCCUGGCACUGAAGGCAGUGGGGGAAAUCAUCCAGGACUACGACAGUGACAAGCUCUUCCCUGCCUACGGCUUUGGUGCCAAAGUCCCACCUGACGGCAAGAUCUCCCACCAGUUUCCUCUGAACAACAAUGCAGAGAACCCCAGCUGUGCUGGCAUUGAAGGCGUGCUGGAGUCCUACCUCCAAAGCCUGCGCACUGUCCAGCUCUAUGGUCCUACCAACUUUGCUCCUGUCAUCAACCAGGUGGCUGGGACAGCUGCCCAGGUGACUGAUGGCUCACAAUACCAUGUCCUCCUCAUCAUCACUGACGGUGUCAUCUCUGACAUGCUGCAAACCAAGGAAGCCAUUGUCACCGCUUCCUCCCUGCCCAUGUCCAUCAUCAUCGUGGGAGUAGGUCCAGCUGAGUUUGAGGCCAUGGAGGAGCUGGAUGGUGAUGAGGUACGGUUGUCUUCCCGGGGACGGUAUGCUGAGAGGGACAUUGUACAGUUUGUGCCAUUUCGGGAUUACGUGGAUGACUCAGGCAACCAGGUGCUGAGCAUGGCCCGCCUGGCCAAGGAUGUGCUGGCUGAGAUCCCCGAGCAGCUUCUCUCUUACAUGAAGACCCGUGACAUCAAGCCUCGCCAGGCAGGUCCCGAGUAGCUCUUCCAUGAGCCAUGGGACUGGCUGGUGAGGCAAGGAUAUAUCACCUUUUUUCUGCCGGUGGUCAGGGCUUAACUAUGGAGAUGUAGCCCCAUUAGGGAGAUAAUCAGCUGCUAUGGUUGGUCAAAACAGGGCUGAGACCACCUCUGGCAGUGAGACCACAGGGCUGGACAUCCUCGGCUGCCUCUUCCUCCUGCCAGAUGUCCUGCAGCCAUGGCGGGACUGUCCCUCGGCAGUGGCAGUGCAGGCAGGGCCAGCACCGGGGAGGACACGGUGUGUGCGUGUGUGUGUCCCGGGAGAGCAGCCUGGCGUCUGCCCCGGGGAAAGGCUGACCCUGAGUGCCUGCCGAGGGUCUCAGCCUCGCUGCUCCUUGGGGCAGCGGCCUCGCCCUGCUCCUGCCUGCGCCCCAUUCCUGCCUGCACCCCGCUCCUGCCUGUGCCCUCUCCUCCGGCUCUGCUAACCCGGGCUGGCCGGCCUGCCUCAUGCCCUGCCCCACGGCCGGGGCUCCCAACACCGCGGGGUGCCGGGGCGGAGGGCAGGCGGGUCUCUACUGCGUUACCGACUGUAAAUAAACUGCUCA